Molecule: messenger RNA, 342 nt
Organism: Letharia columbiana
Lineage: Eukaryota; Fungi; Ascomycota; Lecanoromycetes; Lecanorales; Parmeliaceae
Exons: 1
Coding region: 1-342 (113 amino acids)
Source: RefSeq, a predicted model, not a curated record
AUGCAAAUCGCUCAGCCAUUACAGAUGAAUGCCCGCCCAUCUAGACACAGAUUGCAGGCUCGCCCUAGUCCCAGAGAGGGCAGACAUGGUGCAGUGCCGGCAGUGGACGACAACGUUGAGGAUGGAGAAGAUUUAUCAGAGGGAGAAGAGGACAGAGAGGCUGGCGAGGAGCAAGAGUCAAACAGGGUCAAAGGAACAAAGAAGUCCAAAAUGUCACCGACGGCCAAGACGAGAGUCCGUAGAGGGCUAACUCGCAUCAACGCCGAUGGCGAGCUCGAGUGGCUCGCGGCAAAUGACAGAGAUGGAAGUAGGAUCUCCUCCGUCCAUUUCCAAGUUUGCUAA